AUGCUCGGUCUCAACGUCCUCGUCACCUUCGGUCUGGUCGCCGUGGCUUCGGCCGGCAACAUGCACGGCAUGAACGACCUCAUCCGCCGCGACGAGUGCCCCACCGCCGUGACCGUCACUGUCACCGAGUGCGGUGUUGUUCCUGGCACCACGACUGCCCCCGGUGAGGGCACUGUUCCGGCUACCUCUGCUCCCGCUACCGAGACCAGCCCCGCUGGCAGCGCCACUGAGUCCAACCCUGGCGGCCCCGAGUCUCCCACUGGCACUGAGACCGGCACUGUUCCCGCUGGCACCGCUCCCACGACCACGGCUCCCGCUGGCACUGGUCCCGCCGCUACGUCGGGCGCUUCUGGCACCACUGAGGCUCCUGCUCCCUCUUCGGGUACCGAGACUGGCGGUGCUCCGGCCUCGUCGUCGGCUGGUGGCUCUGGUGGAUCUAGCUCUGCUGGUGCUUCCGAGACUACCGGUGGCGGUGCCAGCCCCACUGAGAGCGAGGCGGCUGGUACCUCUGCCGCUGCGUCUUCGUCGCUCGCGCCGUCCAGCGCUGCUGCGGCUGUCAAGCUCGACAACGCCAUGGCCGCCCUCUUCGCCGCCGGCAUCUUCGUCGCCCUUGCUUAA
Lasiodiplodia theobromae is the source of this 618-nucleotide messenger RNA. RefSeq lists its product as uncharacterized. NCBI's taxonomy places the organism in Eukaryota, Fungi, Ascomycota, Dothideomycetes, Botryosphaeriales, Botryosphaeriaceae. The coding region runs from base 1 to 618 and encodes 205 amino acids. The record is from RefSeq and is a predicted model, not a curated record. The transcript is spliced from 2 exons.